UUUCAUUCGCGGCAAUCCAUGCUGAUUCAAUUAGUCGUUGUUCGAAAUGCGUUUGCUGUGGUUGCUCUUGACAGUGGUGGCUCUUGCGAGUGCCGGAGUCCUUCAGGACUCCACUAUGAAGCGUUACGAUAACUUUAAAGUGUACAAGCUGAAUAUUCAAAACAAAAUUCAGUUGGCAGCCAUUGAAAAGCUCGGAGAGCUAACCAAGAAGUACAAUGUCUGGAGGGACUACGACAGGAAUACCAAGCAGGUGGAUAUCAUGGUCAAUCCUGAGGAGAUGCCCUAUUUCCAACAGCUUUUGAAACUGAAUAACAUCACCAGUGAAGUGAUGGUCGAAAAUGUCCAAGCGCUUAUCGAUGAAGAGCAAGUCACCGCCACCGCCGAUAGCACCACCUUUGGCUGGACAAAGUAUUACGAGCUGGAGGAAAUCCAGGCCUGGCUGGAUGAAGUUCUCGCAAAUUAUCCCACCGUCACAGAGGAGUUCAUUGUUGGCCAGUCGUACGAGGGCCGCACUAUUCGCGGCAUCAAGAUUUCCCACAAAACGGGCAACCCGGGCAUUUUCAUCGAGUCCAACAUCCAUGCCAGGGAAUGGAUCACCUCCGCCUCUGCCACCUGGUUCAUUAAUGAGCUUUUGACCUCCGAGGAGCCCGAUGUGCGAAACCUAGCCGACAGCUAUGAUUGGUACAUUAUUCCUGUCUUUAAUGUCGAUGGUUUCGAGUACUCCCACAGAAAGGAUCGGAUGUGGCGCAAGACCCGCCAACCCCAUGCCACUAACGACUGUGUGGGCGCCGAUGCCAAUCGCAACUUCGACUCCCAUUGGCUGGAAUCUAAUGGAGCCUCAUCGAAUCCCUGCAGCGAAACCUUUGCCGGAGACCAACCUGGUUCGGAGCCGGAGGCCAAAGCCCUGACUGAAUUUUUGACCGCCAACCAGGACAAGUUCGAUGCCUACUUCUCCUUCCACUCCUAUGGACAGUACUUGCUGUCACCUUAUGGACAUACUGCCACGGAGUUCCCUGACAACUAUGAUGAUAUUCUGGCUAUGGGAAAGGCCUUUGCCGAUGCCAUUGAAGCUCUGCCUUAUGGAACUGCGUACCGAUAUGGAUCCACUGCAUUUGUUCUUUAUGUGGCUACUGGAACCUCUGUGGACUGGGUCUUCAACGAGCUGGACAAGAAAAUAGGAUUCACCAUCGAGUACCGCGAUACAGGACGCUAUGGUUUCAUCCUGCCCCCGGUUCAAAUUAUUCCCAACUGUGAGGAACUCUUGGUGGGCAUGUUGGCCCUGAUUGAACAGGCCAAGGCAUUGGGUUACUUGUAAGAACGUUUUUUAUUUGGCCAGAGAGUAGUUUACUCAGCUUGAUUAAAGUACCUCGUGUAGGAGGCCAGCAAAUCGUC
Messenger RNA from Drosophila bipectinata, 1392 nucleotides. Its product is annotated as zinc carboxypeptidase. NCBI's taxonomy places the organism in Eukaryota, Metazoa, Arthropoda, Insecta, Diptera, Drosophilidae. Gene Ontology annotation, biological process: proteolysis. Gene Ontology annotation, molecular function: zinc ion binding; metallocarboxypeptidase activity. The record is from RefSeq and is a predicted model, not a curated record.